This is a messenger RNA of Pneumocystis murina B123, 1978 nucleotides long. RefSeq lists its product as hypothetical. Gene Ontology annotation, molecular function: ATP binding; DNA binding; hydrolase activity. Bases 42 to 1886 code for a protein of 614 amino acids. The record is from RefSeq and is a predicted model, not a curated record. NCBI's taxonomy places the organism in Eukaryota, Fungi, Ascomycota, Pneumocystomycetes, Pneumocystales, Pneumocystaceae. The transcript is spliced from 9 exons.
AAGGACAAGCCAUAAUUUAAAAAAAAAAUAGUUUAAUUUGAAUGAAAUACUGCCAAUUAAAUAACCGAAUUUUACGGUUAUUUUUAACUCUUUCUCAAAGCUCGACGUAUUUACAUAUACUUCAAUCACAGAGAUAUUUUGGUCCGUAUCGAUUUUCGAGCGUUCGUUGGAACCAUCUUCGGCCGUAUCAAGAGGCAUGUAUACAGGCUUGUUUAAAGAGUAUUCUGGAAGGAAAGCGGAGAUUAGGUAUUUCUUUAGCUACAGGAAGUGGGAAAACACUUAUCUUUUCAAGUUUAAUUGAAAGAGUCGAACCUAUUGAUCCGAAUGCAACUCAGACGCUUAUUAUUGCACAUAGACGGGAACUAGUUGAGCAGGCAUUUGAACAGUGUCGCUUUUUAUACCCGGAAAAGACAAUUGAUAUAGAAAUGGCAAAUAUGCAUGCAUCUGGAUUGGCAGAAAUUACAAUUGCAUCAGUAUGUACGUUGAUGUCUCAUGAAAGAUUGAAAAAAUUUGAUCCGAGUCGAUUCAAACUUAUUUUAAUUGAUGAAGUUCAUCAUGCAGCAGCAGCUAGUUAUAUUCGUAUUUUAAAACAUUUUUCUGCAUUGAAUUCUGAUUCUAAAAUUAUUGUGAUUGGAGUAUCUGCUACGAUUUUUCGUUUAGAUGGACUUAAAUUAGGUGUUGCUAUUGAUCAUAUUGUUUAUCAUCGUGAUCUAGUAGAUUUAAUUAAUGAAAAAUGGCUUUCUAAUGUUUCGUUUACAAUGGUUAACAGUCAUAUUGAUUUAUCUAAGAUUAAGGAUAAUCAAUUUGGUGAUUUUGAAAGGAAAGCUUUAUCAUCUACUGUUAAUACACGGCCUACAAACGAUAUUUGUGUUCGCACGUGGAUGAAAAAAGCAUCUUUUCGCAAAUCUACUCUUGUAUUUUGUAUUUCAACUGCGCAUUGCAUAGAUAUGGCAAAUACAUUUCGUUCUUAUGGUAUAGAUGCUAGGAUUGUUACCUGGAAAACUCCAAAAUCAGAAAGAUAUAAAUUAAUAGAAGAUUUUCAAAAACAAGAAUAUCCCGUACUAAUUAAUUGCGGUAUUCUAACAGAAGGAACGGAUAUUCCAAACAUUGAUUGUAUAUUAUUAGCUCGUCCGACAAAGUCCCAUAAUCUUUUCAUACAAAUGAUUGGUAGAGGGAUGCGGUUGUUCCCUGGAAAAGAAGAUUGUCAUGUAAUUGAUAUGGUUGGAAAUAUUUCUAAUGGAAUAGUCACUGUACCAACAUUAUUUGGUCUUGAUCCUAAUGAAAUUUCACACGAAAUUUCUCUUAAUGAGUUAAAACGUAUUCGUAAUGAUAAGAAGGAAAAAAGAUGCCAAUCUAGUAAAAAUUCUCAGAAAUAUGGUAUUUCAUAUGUAUCAUCAAAUAUCGAGCAAAAGGAAUGGAAUUUUACAUAUGAUUUCAUUAAACAGUUUCAGGCUGAUUUAGAUGUUCGAAGAUUUAGUAAUUUUUCCUGGGUCCGUAUUAAUUCUGAUAAAUAUAUUUUGUCAAUACCUUUGUAUGGAUUUAUUAAAGUAGAUAAAGAAAAUGAUCUAUAUCAUGCAUCUGAAACUCUUAGAAUUAUAAAUUCAGCAAAGAAAUCAAAUGCUUUUUAUAAAAAACCACGCCUUAUUUUUUCAAAUGUCGUAUCUCUCAAACAUGCUAUAUCAGCAGUAGAUACCUAUGUAAAAAAUAAAUAUCCGCAAAGAUUACUUCUUAAGAAUGCAAGCUGGAGACGAUCUCCUGCUACAUCUUCACAAAUUGAAUUUUUACGCAAACGAUAUCCAUUAAUAACUCAAAAUAUUAACAAUAUUUCUAAAGGUUAUGCUUGGGACCUGAUAACAAGACUGAAAUACGGUUCAAAAAGUAAAUAAAAUGAUUAAACCUUUCUAGAAAUAUAAAAAAAUUAUCACAAUUCACUUAUGUUAUAAUAUACACUUAGUGAUAAAUUUUUGAUUAUUCCAAG